This is a messenger RNA of Achroia grisella, 2153 nucleotides long. RefSeq lists its product as uncharacterized. Bases 153 to 1844 code for a protein of 563 amino acids. The transcript has a single exon. The record is from RefSeq and is a predicted model, not a curated record. Lineage: Eukaryota; Metazoa; Arthropoda; Insecta; Lepidoptera; Pyralidae.
GAGCCACAGCCCCAGCAUGAGUGUGUCUGUCAUUCAAUUUUUUGAGUGCGUAACAAUUUCUAAUUUCAUUGUUUAUUUUAGUGGCUUCUCUUGUGUUUCUUCGUUUGAGUUAUUAUUACUCAUGAUUUGUGUGCUGUGAAGUAUUUGUGAAUAUGGGUACAAGCACAAUGGGCAGUGAUUUGCAUUCAGACAAGCAGGACAAGCUUUUAAAGUUACAAGCUCGGAAGAAGGAGUUGGAACAAAUGCUAGCAGCUAAAAAUGAGGAGCUCUACAAAUUGUGUGUACAAGAGGUUCAGUUGACUGGUGUCGUACCUCCUGAGGCGCCAUUGAGUCCUGAAGUGCAGAACCGAGAAAGACUGGGAAGUAUUAAAAGCAUCGAACGUUCUUCGGACGGUAAUGACGUGCAUGAUGGCUCUGACAAUUCGUCUAGACGGCUUAGAGUGCCUGGAACUGAUCGAUUUCACGAGAGUGACCAACAUUUUCGGAAAAAUCUUUCUCAUAGACUUUCUACGCCGUCUAUAUCAGGCAUGUCUACAAAGAGUGCUCACCCGAGGCAUAUACGACGCCCUGAAACCAGUUGCUCUAACUUCUUUCCGUCCCCACCUCAAGAUCGAAACUUGGAUACAUUUUCUAUACAUACAUCGCACACUUAUCCUGCUUUGGCUGGCCAUCAGGAUACAGUGUCUGAAAAUAUGCACCAUGAUGCCCAAAAGAGUCCGGUUUAUAGACAUCACACAAUGACAACUGAGUAUGUGAACAAAACCUAUUACAACAAUGCACCGGAGUUACACAAUGUGUCACGACUACGUGAAACACAUUUCAGUUCCAGUCAUCCUGAUAUUGCCACUCAUUAUAACCACGGAAAUAUUCCGACACAUCCAGUUCAAAAUGUAAUACGUAAUACACCAUUGCUGUUUCAAUAUGCUUCUCAUUUGAAAUCUCAAAACCAGCACCUCGGUGCAUUGCACCAUCAUCAACUGCCAGGUCAGUCAAAACGGCGACCCGAGAGUGUUCGCCGUAAUACUUUGCAAAGAACACAGACAUAUCACCUUACUUCGCACAGUGAUUACAACCAGCAUUUAGAGAAUAUAUCUGAUAAUUAUCGUCAUAGAUCUCAGCCUGACAUUCAGGAGCACUCCGAUAGAAUGCAACCACCUGUAGAGAGAGUAUCUGCUGUUCCAAAUUCCCUGCCAUUGCGUGAACGUAAUACAAUCAGACACCCAAUGCAUAUGCAACUACAAGUGUCAACUGAUGAUUAUAGUCGAGACGAACGAAGGACUUACCCUGAUGCUUUGAGUCCUGUUAGCCAGAUAUCUGGUUAUUCAAUAUCGAAUUUCGGUUCAGGGAGUGUAAGCAAAUUUUCACCACUCUCUCAAUCGGAAAUGAAAUUGAAAGAAAAACAGUGGUAUGAGACUUCACUUGAUUCACCAACGAAAGCUGAGCCUCCUCUUUUAAAGAAGAGUAACAGUUUAAAACGAACAUCCAGUAUAGGAAACUCACAAGCUUAUGAAAUAAUGAUAUCGUCUGGCCGUCAUUCUGCAAUGCAGAGCCCUAAUCAAGUGCCCAAUAGUCCUCCAGUUUUAUCACCAAGUACUGUGUCUUUAGAAUCCCCAAAGAACUUAACAGUUAUUGAACAGGGCAAAUGUAUACCUUAUAGAGAGGAGACUAAACCUUUUGAAAUGUCUGAUUUUUAUAAAUAUUCAACUAAGUUCCGACAAGCUAAUAACCAGAAAGCUCAGUCAAACACUGUGCCAAGUGUUGCUAACGUAAAUAAUAUGUACAAUAAACUGCCAAUGGACUUGCCACAAUAUCCUCAAGAACAUUGGCAUGGACAGGGUAACUAAAUUAUAUAGUUUAUAUUCGCCAUUUUAAUUAACUAAUUAUGGAAUUGAAUAAUUAAGUAUCAUUAAUUUUAAUUUAUUCAUUAACUUUAUUUUAUUAAUAGUACUUACAAACUUGCUUCAAUUUAAACUGAUCUCUUCAAAUAUACACUAAAAAUACUGAAACAAAUUGACAGUUAUUAGUAAAUAGUAUUAGUCAUAGUUUUAUAUGCCUUUUUUAUUAACUCAUUAGACAAUAAAUUUGCUAGAAUGCAUCUUUUUCGACAUGACAUUAAUUCCCCUAUAAUGUUGUUAGUAAUAAUAGUACAAGAA